Molecule: messenger RNA, 2515 nt
Organism: Coregonus clupeaformis (lake whitefish)
Lineage: Eukaryota; Metazoa; Chordata; Actinopteri; Salmoniformes; Salmonidae
Product: tubulin delta chain
Exons: 8
Coding region: 183-1523 (446 amino acids)
Biological process (GO): mitotic cell cycle; microtubule cytoskeleton organization
Cellular component (GO): microtubule; cytoplasm
Molecular function (GO): structural constituent of cytoskeleton; GTP binding
Source: RefSeq, a predicted model, not a curated record
CUCGUACAUGAUCGAUUUGUUGCAGGAAACGCGGCGAGCUUCAAACCAGACUGGAAUCCAAACAUGAAACUGUCAUUGACAGUUGGAGGAAACAUAGCUAGCAAGCUUAUUUUCCACACAUAGUCAGUGAAUAUUUAGGCGAACAUACUUGUAAACAACAGCUUUUGCAAGCAGGAAUAGUAAUGUCCAUCGUGACAGUACAACUUGGACAAUGUGGCAACCAGGUAGGCCAAGAGUUCUUCGAGGUGAUCAGCAAUGAUGCAAACGAUACUCAAAGAAAGGUUUACAGUGAAUGCAGCAGUGAGCGGUUCUUCAAUGAGACUGCAAAUAGAAACCUGGUGGCAAGGUCAGUACUGAUUGACAUGGAACCCAAAGUCAUCUCACAGAGUAUUGCAAAGGCUGCCAAAUCUGGGAAGUGGAGAUAUGGGGACCUUUCACACUUCAGUCAGAAACAGGGUUCUGGAAACAACUGGGCGAAUGGAUACUGUGUCCAUGGACCGCGUCAUGAGGAGGUAGUGGUGGACAUUGUGAGGAGAGAGGUGGAGCGCUGUGACCGUCUGGCAGGAAUCAUGGCCAUGAUGAGUGUGGCAGGUGGCACAGGGUCAGGAGUGGGCACAUAUGUCACUCAGUGUCUCCGGGAUGCCUACCCAAACUCCUUCAUCCUCAACCACCUGACAUGGCCCUAUGGCACUGGAGAGGUGAUUGUCCAGAACUACAACUCUGUGCUCACACUGUCACACCUCUACCAGCUCUCGGAUGCCAUCCUGGUUCAUGAAAAUGACACGGUUCACAAGAUCUGUGCCCAGCUCAUGAAUAUCAAACACAUAUCAUUCAGUGACGUCAACAAAGUCAUCGCCCACCAGCUAGGGAGUGUUCUGCAGCCUGCACUCACUGGUGACUCCCAUGGUCUCUACAAUAGAAACCCCAUAGGUGAACUGAUGAGCGGCCUGGUGUGUCACCCAGAGUACAAGCUGCUCAGCGUCUGCAACAUUCCCCAGGUGUCCAGCUCCUCCAUGGCUUACAGCAUGUUCACCUGGCCGGCCCUGCUCAAACACCUACGUCAGAUGCUCAUUGCCAACGCCAAAAUGGAGGAAGGCAUCGACUGGCAGGUGCGAGCCCCCUCUCACCAGCCUGAAGGGAUAGAGAGGGCCAGGAGUCACAGAAGACCAGGCUUCAACACCUCCCUGGCCAACCUGCUCAUACUGCGGGGGAAGGAUGUGAACAGUGCAGAGAUAGGUGGAUUUCAGGAUCCGACCCUAUAUACCCCCUGGCUUCCAGCAGAUGAGGCUUUCAGCAUGUGGAAAACCCCAGUCCCCUUUAACAAGUAUGAGAAGUCUGCUAUACUGGUCAGCAACAGCCAGACUCUGCUGAGGCCUCUGGACAACAUGGUGGGGAAAGCCUGGAACAUGUUUGCCUCCAGGGCCUACAUUCAUCAGUACACUAAGUUUGGGAUCUCAGAGGAGGAUUUCCUGGAUAGCUUCACAUCUCUUGAACAGGUCAUCUCUAGCUACAGUCAACUUUGAUGCUACUGUCUCCUUUGGACCAGUAAUAUACUGUUUGGAUAUGACUAAAACCGGGAUUCAAACCGACCGCAAAUUUGGACAAUGCACUUUCAGGGUAAUUUUCGAUUGAGACAUUAUAUGCAGGGAGCUGAUGCUAUAUUGGCAUUUUAUUGGACAGGAGAUUGGUACCAGAGAACAGUACAUGUGUGUAAUGUUCAAAGGAGUCAAAGUGUAAUGAAAAUGAAUUAAUAAAAAUAAAAUGUUCAAGUACAUUUAGAGGGGUAUAAAAACAAGUAACAUGUUUUAUGACAGGGCUUUUUAUUGAAGAUUGUUCAGAAAAGACAAUUGAUGCACACAAAACAGCCAUGAUGCCCUACAAAUGUCUUUGUUGGGAAGUUGUUUGAUUUGAUCCGUUAGCCACAAAAGGUACUGAAAUUAGCACAUGCUUGAAAGUUUGACUAUGGUACAAAAGAUAGCACUCUUCAGAUGGUUAAUACCCAGAACUUCAGACAGCUUACAGACCGUUGUCGCCAUGUGAUUCAAACAGUCAACACCAGUCUGAUAAGCUAUCUGACAGGAUGGGAGAGGGAGUAAAAUACCUGCAACAACCAGGACCAAGUCUAUACAAACCAGCUUCAGAAAACUAAUUCCCGCACAGGACAAUAAGCAUUGCAUUCUGUGUGAAACAAUAAGCCAUGAUGAUAUACAACUUGUUCAUAUAUUUAGUUUCAAAUGACAAUAUAUCAAUUCCAUAUUUUCCUUAACAUAUAGAUUGUUUUAAAUACAUUAUUUUCAAAUAGAAAUGUAUCUCCAAUUUACAAUAUAGCGAUCCGUAUGCUUCUUGAGAAUCUUGGCACUUACCUUUUGGAUGUUGAAAUUCUACCAUUCUUUCAAUCUUGGUGUUCUGAUUGCCUAAGCAUCAUUACCUCAACAGUAGAAAAUGCUCUAUACAAUAACAUGGGGCAAGCUUACAAGAAUGGAAGCAAUUUUUUACAUAGUUAGACCUACAAUGA